This is a messenger RNA of Wallemia ichthyophaga EXF-994, 651 nucleotides long. Its product is annotated as CDP-diacylglycerol--serine O-phosphatidyltransferase. The transcript has 2 exons. Gene Ontology annotation, biological process: phospholipid biosynthetic process. Bases 1 to 651 code for a protein of 216 amino acids. Lineage: Eukaryota; Fungi; Basidiomycota; Wallemiomycetes; Wallemiales; Wallemiaceae. The record is from RefSeq and is a predicted model, not a curated record. Gene Ontology annotation, molecular function: phosphotransferase activity, for other substituted phosphate groups. Gene Ontology annotation, cellular component: membrane.
AUGGCACCUUCAAAAUCUAAAUUAAGGGAAUUCACAGAGCAUCAAGGUCAUUUUAGUCUUGUGAGAAACUUCCACCUCGCUGACCUCUUUACAAUCAUGAACGGCGUCUGUGGCGUUAGUUCCUUGUUUUCAUCUGCUCACUACCUCAUCGAUCCUUCCAAUAAGCAUCCUCUAUACGCUGCACUUCUCCUCCCUGCGUGUGGUUUCAUUUUCGACGCUUUAGACGGCAAAGUAGCUCGCUGGAGAAAGUCAUCUUCAAUGCUCGGUCAGGAAUUAGAUUCGCUGGCUGAUCUUAUCAGCUUCGGCGUUGCACCCGCCUUUCUCGCCUUCUCUAUAGGUCUGAGGAGCAAGGUGGAUAUGAUCAUGUUGAUUGGCUUUGUUUGCGCAGGUCUAGCAAGGCUUGCUCGAUUCAAUGCAACGAUCGCCAAUCUCCCUAAAGAUGCCAGUGGGAAAUCAAAGUACUUUGAAGGACUACCCAUCCCUUCUAGUCUCUGCCUCGUCGCUUACAUGGCUUAUCUCAUUCACAACGAUCUAAUUCACGAUAGUAUACCACUCGGGUAUCAUUUGCACGCGCUGCACCCACUCAGUCUCCUCUUUGGACUGUGGGCUGCUGCGAUGGUAUCGAAAACAUUACGAGUACCAAAGUUAUAA